This is a messenger RNA of Penicillium canescens, 1869 nucleotides long. RefSeq names its product E1 ubiquitin-activating protein ubaB. Gene Ontology annotation, biological process: protein sumoylation. Bases 1 to 1869 code for a protein of 622 amino acids. NCBI's taxonomy places the organism in Eukaryota, Fungi, Ascomycota, Eurotiomycetes, Eurotiales, Aspergillaceae. Gene Ontology annotation, cellular component: SUMO activating enzyme complex; cytoplasm. The transcript has 10 exons. Gene Ontology annotation, molecular function: SUMO activating enzyme activity. The record is from RefSeq and is a predicted model, not a curated record.
AUGCGGGACAGCUCCGUGAAGCGGUCUCUCGGGGCGGACCUGACCACUAAGGUCAAGACGUCUCGUGUCUUGCUCGUCGGCGCUGGCGGGAUCGGCUGUGAGCUGCUCAAAAACCUCGUCCUGACCGGGUUUGGCGAGAUCCACAUCGUCGAUCUGGAUACAAUCGAUUUGAGCAACCUAAACCGACAGUUUCUCUUCCGUCAUGAGCAUAUCAAGAAAUCCAAGGCUUUGGUCGCGAAGGAAGUUGCGCAAAAGUUCCGACCUGACGCCAAGCUCGAGGCCUACCACGACAAUAUCAUGGAUAAGCAAUUCAGUCACGCAUGGUUUCAAAGCUUCACGGUCGUUUUCAAUGCGCUAGACAAUCUCGCCGCGCGGCGCCAUGUCAACCGUAUGUGUCUCGCGGCUGGAGUGCCCCUCAUUGAGAGUGGAACUACAGGUUUCAAUGGGCAGGUUCAGGUGAUCCGGAAGGGUGAAACGGAGUGCUAUGACUGUACCCCGAAAGAAGUACCGAAGACGUUUGCCAUUUGUACCAUUCGCAGCACACCCUCUCAGCCGAUUCAUUGCAUUGUCUGGGCGAAGAGCUGGCUUCUACCAGAGCUGUUCGGCAAUAGUGAAGACGAAGCUGCAGACAUCCAAAAUGAUGAAAACGCGGACAAUGCAACCGAGAUUGCGGAACUGCGCAAGGAGGCAUUCGACAUGCGGGAGCUUCGAGAAGCACUGGGAACCGACGAAGGAUACCGAAAGGUUUUCCAAAAGGUCUUUGGCAAGGAUAUCGAACGUCUGAGAACCAUGAAGGAUAUGUGGAAGACACGUCAGAAACCCCAGUUGCUUGACUUUGAUACCCUCGACCAGACGCUCUCGUCCAUUGAUCCUGCCAUUGCUACGAAAGACCAAGAAGCAUGGACCAUUGAGGAAAACUUCGCUGUUUUCCAGGAUAGCUUCAAUCGGCUGAGCAAUCGCCUCAAGGAACUACGGGCUGAGGCAACUGGAGGCCAGGCCCCGUUUUUGACAUUCGACAAAGAUGAUGUGGAUACCUUGGACUUUGUUGCGGCGACAGCGAAUCUCCGUGCCAUUAUCUUCCACAUCGAAACGAAAUCCAAAUUCGAUAUCAAGCAAAUGGCGGGCAACAUUAUCCCGGCCAUUGCUACCACAAAUGCGAUGACGGCUGGACUCUGUGUGCUUCAGUCAUUCAAGGUACUGCAGCAGGAUAUGGCGCAUGCCAAGACAGUGUUCCUAGAGAGAUCCGGUGCUCGCGCCAUCAAUUCGGAGUCUUUGAAUCCCCCAAAUCCCAAUUGCCCCGUCUGUUCGUUGCUUCAGGUCCGAGUGGAAGCUGACCCCGAAGUGGCAACUGUGAAUGAUCUAGUGGAAGGCGUUCUUCGAAUGGAGCUGGGUUAUAAGGACCUCUCCAUUUACCAUGGCACUGAAGAGAUCUACGAGAGCAGUGAAUUAGAGGACAACUUGGAGAAGAAGCUUUCGCAUUGGGGCAUCGGACAGAAUUCCUUCCUCAAGGUGACGGAUAAUAGUGAGGAAGACGCGCGUGUCGACAUCGAGAUCAUCAUCCUUGAAAAAUCCAAACCCUCUCCCGAUGAUACCGUGGAGGUCAAGGAUAGCAAGCCUGCAAAGCUGCAGGAAAUGAUCGAUAUUCCCCUGCAAGCCGAGCCUCAGACGGUAGCGCAACGAAGUUCCGAAUCCGCAGCAUCUACCAAUGGUGAGACUGUGACUGGAAAGCGCAAGAGAGAGGGUUCAAGUGACUUGACCAACGAGCACAAUUCCAAACGCGUUGCUAGUGGUUUCGUGCCUGGCAUGGAUAGCAACGGACCUAUCGUCCUUGAUGACGACGAGGAGGGGGCCAUCUUGAUCGAUGAUUAA